Triticum urartu is the source of this 1415-nucleotide messenger RNA. Its product is annotated as transcription factor MYB53. The record is from RefSeq and is a predicted model, not a curated record. NCBI's taxonomy places the organism in Eukaryota, Viridiplantae, Streptophyta, Magnoliopsida, Poales, Poaceae.
AAACCUCAAAAACCUAACUCCUCCGCCGGCCAUUGCUAGCUACACCUCUCUCCACCAAGCUAAUAAGCCUCGCAGACAAAGAAAAAGAAGCCAGCUACUAGCUAGUCGGUGGCGGAGCGAUGGGGCGGUCGCCGUGCUGCGACGGGGAGGCCGGCGUGAAGAAGGGCCCGUGGACGCCCGAGGAGGACAAGCUGCUGGUGGACUACAUCCAGGAGAAGGGCCACGGCAGCUGGCGUCGCCUGCCCAAGCUCGCCGGCCUCAACCGAUGCGGCAAGAGCUGCCGCCUCCGCUGGACCAACUACCUCCGCCCCGACAUAAAGCGCGGCCGCUUCACCGACGACGAGGAGAAGCUCAUCAUCCACCUCCACUCCCUCCUCGGCAACAAGUGGUCGUCGAUUGCUACGAAGCUGCCGGGGAGGACGGACAACGAGAUCAAGAACUACUGGAACACUCACCUGCGCAAGAAGCUGCUCGGCAUGGGCAUCGACCCCGUCACGCACCGCCCCCGCACCGACCUCAGCCUGCUCGCCGGGCUCCCGGGCCUCCUCGCCGCCGCCGGUAACUUCGGCGGCGCCGGCUCGGCCACGGGCGCCUGGGACAUGAACGCGCUCAGGCUGCAGGCCGACGCCGCCAAGUUCCAGCUGCUUCAGGGGCUCGUGCGCGCGCUCACCACCGCCGCGGUGCCCGCGCCCGCACCUGGCAUGGACAACCUCAUGGCACUCCUCGCCGCCAGCAGCGGUGGGCAGAGCGGCAUGAAUAACGGUGGGCAGCACGGCGUUGACCAGAGCAUGCUGCUACAACAGUGCCAGUGGGACGGCAUGAAUAACCUACCGGCGCUGACCAACUCCGCGCCGGCGAGUGGCAUGCACAACAUCAGCGGCAUGUUCGAUGGCUUCGGCGCCGGCGACGGGCUGAGCUCGACGGAGCUCGGGUGCCACGGCGGGGCGAGCGGGAGCAACGUGACCGUGGACGCGGUGGCGCCACCGCGCCCAAUGGUGGCCAACGACCAGGAGUGCAACAACAAUGGCGGCGGCGGUGUGUCGUGCGAGCAGACGCCGGCGUCGAGCCCGUUCGACGGGCUGGAGAGCCUGAACCUGAUGGAUGACCUCAACACGGACGGUAGCUGGAAGGAUUUGCUAGAGCAAAUGUCAUGGCUGAACUCAAGUGAGCUGUGAUGGGUAGAUAGAAGAGAUAUGAUCAAGAGUGCCAAAAAUAAUCAGGAAGGAGAUUGAGACUAUUAAUUGUUGGAUUGGACGCACUUUUCGGUUGAUCAAUACCGAAGAUGUUUAGUUUGUUUUGUUGAUAGGGGAACAAGGUGGUUUAGUCCACACUUUUAGUCAUGUACAAAAGAAGAACAGAAGGAUAUACAUAUAUGUACACACUCACAGCAAUUAAUGUUCAUUUUUGUUUAAUUA